Achroia grisella is the source of this 6421-nucleotide messenger RNA. Its product is annotated as ubiquitin-protein ligase E3B. The record is from RefSeq and is a predicted model, not a curated record. Gene Ontology annotation, biological process: ubiquitin-dependent protein catabolic process; protein polyubiquitination. Lineage: Eukaryota; Metazoa; Arthropoda; Insecta; Lepidoptera; Pyralidae. The transcript is spliced from 19 exons. Bases 241 to 3492 code for a protein of 1083 amino acids. Gene Ontology annotation, molecular function: protein binding; ubiquitin protein ligase activity.
AUGGCUUGAUUGCUUUCGUUUUCAUGUAAAAAAUUAAAUAUUGUCUGAAAUAAUUUACGUGAAGUAAUUACGAUGGUUUAAUGUGUCCGUUUUUAAAAAUUAUAUUCUGAAAACUGUGCAAUUGAUGCUUUUUGGUCGAUAAUUCUACGUAAUAAUAUGAAUUGGAUCUCAUCGUCUUGACAAUACAAACAGAAAAAAUAAAGCUAAUACCGUUGUGUUGAAUAAUUAUUGCGUUUCAAAAUGUUUUCAAAAUCCCAAACUAGCAAGGAUACGUUUUUGGAACAGACAAAGGCGGCUCGUGAGGAACGGGCAUUAGAGAAAAAACGGGAACAAUCCGCUGUGAAAAUACAAGGGCUCAUUAGAGGCUGGCUUGCAAGGCAGCGAUUCAUUAAACUUAUACUGAAUGAUUUCGAUCAGCUUCUCCCAGAGCCACAUGGCAGUCAUGAAGAAUCUACACAACACAUGGAACUGCUCCCAGCACUGGAUGUGUACCGAGUGACAUGUCACCUUUUUGUCAUAUUCAAACAACAACGAGACAGGAAACGCUUUGAAAAACUCUGCAAAUAUAUUGUACAGAGUUUACAUUCAGAGUCAGUGAAAUUAUCAUAUGUUGGAGUGUUUUUAAAUAAAGAAUACAGUAUUAGUUGGAUCUCACACAUUAAAGAUCUCCUAUACAAAUGCUGCCUGUAUCUUGAGGAGCUGAAACCAGAGUCACCAGUCGACAUGCAAAGUAUCCUCAUUAACCUUCACACAUUAGUAGCCUUUACUGCUACAAACACAUGGGCAUUGACAAGACUCAAGAACUUGGAGAAAUUGAGGGGAGGCAUGACGCAACUGUGUGCUAAUGUUAUGGGAUCAUUGUUUCAUAAAGGAUAUUACUUGACUUUGAAGUCCUUGCUUCUUCGUGGCCUCUGUCGUGAGAAGGUGUGCCUCAAAAACAUAGCUUUGACAGCGAUAGUGACGUUGUCGCUGCGGCCGUUAGUGUCUGCACAGUUUUCAGAGAAACUACUCACAAUGUAUAUAAUACAGAUACUGUCUGUACCCACAUUAGUGUUCCAUAUGCAUCAAAUAUCGCCUGAGUCUGUAACGACGUUCCGUUCCUUCUCAAUGUUUGACAAGUGCCUCGAAUUUCUAAGUACGGAUCAGAAUAUGCGAAUCGUGUUCAACACACUAGAGGGCAAUUAUGCCCUCUGCCUCCUCGGCAACCUAAUACAACUGGCACAUUCAGAGAGGGAACAUGCAUUGCCAGAAUCAUACUAUCCUACUUUUGUGUUAGUUGUGACUCGCUUCCUGGACUCCUGUCAGCAGUAUGUAGUGUGUAAAAAGGGAAAUCUCAGCAACUGGCAUCCAGUUCUCGGCUGGUUCUCACAAGGUUUCGACGUGUACUUACCACCCACAAUGGGUAAUCUUCGCACGCAAUUAUCGCUGUUGUGGGGAGCUCCCCUACUGAAGAAAUUGUUGGCGAUACCACUGAAGGAGAUGGUGAACUCGGGCGUGUCGGGAGAAGAGGGAGCGGGGCCUUCUCAACCCUCCACCCCGGUGCAAUCUCAUAACCCUGCCGCUUUUAUAAGAAGAGCUAUAGAGGCUAGAACUAAUAGAGCAAAUUCACAUAAAAAUUAUAGGAAAUUCGGUUCUCCGGAUUGUACAAAGGCUGCACUGAUUUGCUCUAUGUACCAAACUGCAUUGCAGACUAUGAAACAAGUCAAAUUAGAUAUACUCACAGGUCUAUGCAAUCAAGACCAAAUACUUUACUCUCUGUGGCAGUUCCUCUGUACAUUAGGACCAAAUUGUGGACUGAAAGCUUUUCAUGAUCUCUUAGCUAUAAAUACCAAAACAUCAGCACCAGAGUUUCAAAUGCUAGUACUGUUUGCUGAUUGUAUGACACAUUAUGUUACUAUACUCGAUGAUAUGGAAAUGUAUGAGCAACAAGAUCCCUUCAAAUUGCAAGACUUCAUUAGUAUGUCACAGUUUUUAAACAUGUUUGUCUAUAAAUCUAUAAUGGGGCAGUUGUUUGAUCUAAAGAGCAUCCAGAGCAACGAGGUAUUCAACUCGGUGCACACGUUGCUGCUGGUGCUGUACAGGCGCGACUGCCGUCGUCAGUACACGCCACCCAACCACUGGCUCGUGCGGGAAAUACGCGACGGACAAUUCAUGGCUGAUCUCGAGAAGGGCAAGAAACCUCAGCAGGUUCUGGUGCAAAAAACUCCUCACAUGAUAGCUCAUGGUGAAAGAGUCAGACUCUUCAGACGAGCAGUUGCAGACGAAAAGGUGGUGCUGGGUCUGACGGAGCGCGCGUGCGGCGGCGGCGUGGCGGGGGGCGGCCGCUCCACACUCGUGACCGUGCGGCGCGCGCGGCUCGUCGAGGACGGCUACCGGCAGCUGGCCGCGCUGCCCUCGCGCGCACUUAAAGCCGUCGUGCGGGUUCGAUUCAUCAACGAACAGGGGCUCGAUGAGGCGGGCAUCGAUCAGGACGGCGUUUUUAAAGAAUUCUUAGAAGAAACGAUAAAACGUGUAUUCGACCCAUCGCUAAAUCUGUUCCGCGUGACGAGCGAAGAGCGACUGUACCCGUCGCCGACUUCCUGUCUCCAGGAGAAUCACCUCCAACUCUUCGAGUUCAUUGGCCGUAUGCUCGGCAAAGCUGUUUAUGAGGGUAUAGUGGUGGAUGUGCCGUUCGCAUCAUUCUUCCUGAGCCAAGUACUGGGGCAGACGCAGCAAGCGUUGUACAGCUGGAUUGACGAGCUACCUUCGCUGGAUCGCGACCUCUACCGCAGUCUCACCUAUAUCAAACACUUCCAGGGGGACAUUACGUCAUUAGAACUUACAUUUUCUGUGGAUGAAGAGAGAUUGGGCGAAAUCGUGACCCAUGAGUUAGUGCCGGGAGGAAAAGCUAUACCAGUAACCAACGAAAAUAAAAUCAAUUAUAUUCACUUGAUGGCACACUUCCGGAUGCACACGCAAAUUAAAGAUCAAACAAAUGCGUUCAUAAAAGGCUUUAGAACAAUAAUUAAUCCAGAAUGGUUAUCGCUGUUUUCCACGCCCGAGUUGCAACGGUUGAUCAGCGGCGACAACGUGCCGUUGGACUUGCGCGACCUUCGCCGCCAUACGCAGUACUACGGCGGCUUCCAUGACUCGCAUCGCGUCGUCUGCUGGCUAUGGGACGUGUUGCAACGUGACUUCACCGAGAACGAGCGCGCCAUGUUCCUAAAGUUUGUGACGUCUUGUUCGAAGCCACCAGUUCUCGGGUUCGCGCAUCUAAAACCACCAUUUUCAAUACGGUGUGUUGAAGUUGGCGAUGAUGAGGACACUGGUGAUACUAUAGGUAGCGUAAUCAGAGGCUUCUUCACAAUCAGGAAGAAGGACCCACUGAACCGCCUGCCCACUUCGUCGACAUGCUUCAACCUCCUCAAGCUGCCGAACUAUCAGAAACGCAGCACUCUACGCGACAAACUUCGGUACGCAGUCAACAGUAACACGGGUUUCGAGCUCUCGUAGUCAAUCAACCGUUGCAGUAUAAUAAUACUCAAUUUGUUAAUUAUUUUAGAAAUCAUGAAGGUUACAGGGAAUUCAGAUUUUGUGAGUCAUACAGGAUAAUUCCGAUGGUACAUGCAUGUUGUAAUGCGUUUACAUUGGAUCCAGUAUUAUCUCACCAGUUCAUUGGAUUUUAAACCUUAAAAUAAGGUAAAUGAUCACUACAAUGUUAUGUUGAAAAGUUUGACCUUAGUGGACUAUGAGGUGCACAUUCAGUUACUGCCAAAUCAAGGUGACUUGACAACUGAUAACACUUUAAUCCAUUACAUAUAGGAUUUUACAACCAAUAAAACAAUACAUUAUUCUUUAUUACAACUCUGAAACAUUGCGUAUGUUUGUUGUGAGAAUGUAGAUUCCACUUACAAUCUUUUCUAUAAAUUUGCUAUGUUUUCUAUUAUAUUGUCUGUGAAAUUAGACUUUAUUCUAAAGUCUUAGUGUGAUCAGCUUUUUAUUUGGUUUGGAAAUUCAACCUUGAGGCAAUAUUUUUCAAUUAUAUCAUUGUUUUGGUUUUUAAGAUUUAUAACUUCAAAUGCGUGUAAUAUGAUACACCUGAUUAGGAUUUUCUUGUUCUAAAUAAUGGCAGUCGUAUUUAUAAACAACAAACUACGUACUCGUUUGACUGCGCUCCGUUUUUAUAAAUCGUUGUAGUUGUUGUUUACCUUGUUUAGUCGUCGACGUAGACGACGAUAACGCGUUGUCUGUGGUAAAUACAGUUACAUCCGGUUCACAGACAUGAACUGAUCUGAAAGAGGCUGAGCAGUGACUGCUAACUAUACUAAAAUGGCAUGCACACAACACUAAAAUUAGGGGAAAUAUCGGAAAAUUGGCAGUGGGGGUAAAAUCGCACACUGUAAAAUCGGCUCUGAUUUCGCAAUAUACGACUUAAUCUAGGGCGCUUCAUACCAUUGUUCCUCUAUUGCCCCUGAUUUAAGUCGUGUAUAGACCGUUUAAACAAACUAUAUGUGCAACAAAUGAGAAAUUGUCAGUGGCAAAAUAUGUAUAUAGAAUUUAGAUCGUAGUAUAUGGAACGUGAAUGUGGGGACCUAUUGUGAACAUGAAUAAUAUAAAUGUGUCUUAGAACAUUUUUAACAAGUAAUUUUUAACGAUAUUUCAGACACUUUUUAGUAGAUACUAAAUACAUAUAAGUAAUAAAAACAUGCUUUUACUGGGAACCGAUUUACGCUCCAUCUCUUGCCAAAUAAUAAAAAUAUUUUAUUUAAACAGGAAAACUAGAAGACUGUCUGUCAAAAGAAUAUAUUUUGAUUAUUGUUUUAUGUUUCUUUAUUUUAAUUGUGACUUAAACCAAUUAAAAUUAAACUUAAAUUGAAACGUUUAUUAAUUUUAAUUGUGAGAUUUUUGGUUGAGAUUACAUUCAACUAAUGUCGUCAUUAAAGGCCACGGUUUGUUUAACAAGCAUAGUAAAAUAAAACGAAAAAUUAUGUCCAAAUUAGUAUUUGUUCAAUCGAUUACAUUGCACACUUAUAUGUAGGUAAUCACAUAUAAGCAUUUAUUUGACGACCGUAAUCCAAUCACAUAAUACUUGUGCCUGACAACACUACCAAAUAUUUCGCAAAUGAAAGUUUUAAUCUGAAACUGGUCAGAGAGUAACUUACCAUUUUCUAUAUUAAACCUUCAAAGAUUUUUUAAAUACUAUUUUAUGUUCUAUAAAAAUUGGCCUAAAACAUAAAAACCUUAUUUUUGUUGAAAAGGCGUAACUAAACGUUUUUAAAAUUAGAGAUCUCUUUGUACAUAAUUAGUACGUAUGAUACGUAUUUUUUAAUUGAUAUAAAUAACGAAUUUUGCACGAUUCAAUUCAGUCCAACUUAACAUUAGGUGUAUAAUAGACAAUAAUUAAUAUUCAUUUAUUUAUUUACCCGUUUAUGUACAGAAUACCUUUGACUUUAUGAUUCCUUUCUGACGAUAUAGUUUGAUGAAAUUUUGUAAUAGAUUAAAUAAAAGUGUAGAAUUUUAGCUGUAUUUAAUAAUGUGUAAUUAGAAAAAUUGUGGUUUUGAUAAAACAACUGAUCUUUCUUAUAUCAAAAAAUUAAUUUAUUUUCCUGGUAUAAAAUCUGAAGAUAAUAAAGUUAAAAAAUAACUUAGCGACUGAAAUUUAAUAGUAUAUGUAUUAUUGUCUAUAUAAGUAAACCUCCACUAUUACAUUACAUUAAUACGACGGCGCUUUAAUUUCUCCAAUCUGCAUAUUAUGAUACAAAUACUUAAAUUUUUGUUGUUGUAUAUAGUAGGUACUUAUAUACAUAUAAUCAUGCUCAUUAAAAAUGUACAUUUAAACGAUGUUCACUGUUAUAUAAUUAUAUAGUGUAAGGUAUAACGGAAGAAGUAUAACUUGUCAAAAGGCAGUUAUAAUAUUUGUGUUGACGACCUCGUUGGUAUAGCGGUAUAGCACACAAAUUAAUUUCCGAUGGUCGCGGGUUCGAUUCCCAGUACGAUACAAAUAUUUUGUAUUCUUGAGUAUGUAUGUUUGUAUUAGUAACUUAAUAAAUUAAAACUUGAUCAGUUUCAUCAUUACUACAGCUGAAUUUUGUCUCGUUAUAUAAUUUCCGUUACAGCCUAUACAAAUUAAUGUUUUAUAUAUUUUUAUUUAGUUCUUUGUUUUGUAUUUAGUUAUUUUUUCCUAUCAUGCAAAUAGUUGAUUAGAAUAAGAAAAUUUAUAUUUUGUUAUCGUUUCGUUAAACUUCUUUUAAAAGUCGUACCUUUAUUUCAAUAUAGGCAUCUUAUAAACUCUAGAGUGUUGAAUAAACAUGGUAUUUUGUAGUAGUGUUCGGUUUUAUUAAAAUAUCCUUUAAGUGUUUAAUAAUAAAGUAUACACAUAAAUAUAAAUCAUUGUAAUUUUGUACUGGCCACGUAAAAUGUUGUAUAACACAAUGUGAUUCUC